Miscanthus lutarioriparius is the source of this 1809-nucleotide messenger RNA. The record is from the annotation of a GenBank genome assembly. Lineage: Eukaryota; Viridiplantae; Streptophyta; Magnoliopsida; Poales; Poaceae.
AUGGGGAGGAAGUGCCACGCCGCGGCCGCGCUGGCCAUCGCGUUCGCGGCAGCGGCGGCGGCCGCCGUCGCUGCCGACCGGGGGCUGUCGCUGGUUGGCGCCGCGGUGGCGCCGGAGGAGGAGGAGAUGAGCCUGUUCCGGAAGGUGGCCAAUCUGAUGUGGAGGAGCGACGGCAACUCGUACCAGCACGUGUGGCCGCCAAUGGAUGUUGGGUGGCAAAUUGUGCUGGGCUCACUGAUCGGAUUCUUCGGUGCCGCAUUCGGGAGCGUUGGCGGAGUUGGUGGCGGCGGGAUCUUUGUGCCGAUGCUGACACUCAUCAUUGGGUUUGACCCAAAAUCAUCUACUGCGAUAUCAAAGUGUAUGAUUAUGGGAGCGUCUGUUUCAACUGUUUACUAUAAUCUCAAGCUAAAACAUCCGACUUUGGACAUGCCGGUGAUUGAUUAUGACCUAGCUGUGCUCAUUCAGCCUAUGCUAAUGCUUGGGAUCAGCAUUGGUGUUAUUUUUAAUGUCAUAUUUCCUGACUGGCUGGUCACAGUUCUCCUGAUAAUUCUUUUCCUAGGCACAUCCACAAAAGCCUUUCUGAAGGGCAUUGAGACAUGGAAGAAAGAGACAAUAAUCCAAAGGGAGGCUGCAAAACGUUUGGAGCAAACUGCAGGUGAGGAAGCAGAGUAUGCACCACUUCCUACUGGACCAGGUGCGGCAGCAAACAAAAAAAUCCUCUCAUCAGAUGAAGCGCCAUCACUUAUAAAGAACAUUCACUGGAAGGAGGUUGGUCUUCUUUCAUUUGUGUGGGUGGCAUUCCUUGUUCUUCAGGUCACAAAGAAUUACACUGCUACUUGCUCCCCAUGGUACUGGGUCUUGAACCUUCUCCAGGUUCCAGUGUCAGUAGGAGUGACACUGUAUGAAGGAUUUGGGCUGAUGAGUGGGAAGAGGGUGUUAUCAUCAAAGGGAAGUGAACAAACUACCAUGAAAUUUCAUCAGGUAGUUGUAUACGGUCUAUUCGGUAUAGCUGCAGGACUAGUCGGUGGACUCCUAGGUCUCGGAGGUGGCUUCAUUAUGGGGCCACUGUUCUUGGAGCUUGGCAUCCCUCCCCAGGUUUCAAGUGCUACGGCUACCUUUGCAAUGAUGUUCUCAUCUUCCAUGUCGGUUGUCGAAUACUACCUCUUGAACCGGUUUCCAGUGCCUUAUGCUGUUUAUUUCACCGUUGUGGCGUUUGUUGCUGCCCUCAUCGGCCAGCAUGUGGUGAGGAAGUUGAUCAACUGGUUAGGGCGGGCGUCGCUUAUCAUCUUCAUACUGGCUUUCAUGAUCUUCGCCAGCGCGAUUUCUCUCGGAUUACCCUGGGAGGCUUCUGGAGCAGAGGUUCAGAAGACUACCUUUCGAGCGUUCCAGUUCCUGCCAUACACACCAUUCAGGGAGGCCAUGGAUCAGCUCAGGAAGCAGGAAUACAGGCCACCGGAUCUGCAGAAGAAGCAAGGCAGCAGCGGUGGCGCCAGAGGCAUCCUCCGGACCAGGAGUGCAACACCACCGGCAACCACCGAAGAGGAGAAGGCCUGCACCGUAUGCCUGGAGACAUUCCUGCCCGGAGAGCAGGUGGCGAUCACGCCCUGCAACCACAUGUUCCACCAGGGGUGCAUCGCCCCCUGGGUGAAGGGGCACGGCAACUGCCCGGUGUGCCGGUUUGCGCUCUGCGAGAGGAGGAACCCCAAUGACGCCGCCAACGAAGACGGAGGGAUGGAUCUGGAGCUGCUGGCGAUGGAGGCAUUCAGCCGGUUCAGGCUCUUCUCAGACUCCACGCCACAUUACCACUAG